UGUGUGUGUACAUAGAGGAUGGCUCAGUGCUCAGGUGCAGUGCUCUGGGAACCAGUCAAGCAGGCAGCAGGACCAGUUCAUUUACCCAGACGACAGAGCGCUCUGCUGGGUUAGGGGCUGGAGCUUGAGCCCCAUCUUGGACCUCCAACCCUGGAGCUCUACUGACGUACCUGUAACUGUUUUUAUACAUCAAUCAAGAGGACAUUUUCACCUGACUCUGGAUCAUAUCAUUAACUGUUUUUGUAUUUGCUAUAACUGGCACUUGUUUUGCACUUUGAGCUCUGAGAAGUGGAAGCAGCUGCCUUCACAGCGGUGGAGCCUGAGGAGUAUGUCCUGUCUGUGCCCUGCCCCAAACUGGACCUUUGCAUCUGCACAGUGUGGAUAGCUGCUGAGGGACACCAAGAACAAAAGACAGAGGGGGAAUCUUGAAAACGAGGAGAGGAAAAUCCUUCCUUCUCACACACCUGUGAGGGCUCCUCCUCUGACAAAAGCGCAGCCGAGGAUACGGGAGGAACAAAAAGAUAAUUAGGAGCUGAGAAGAAAAGGCUAAAGAGGAGACUCUGGGUCCACCCUCCAUUCAUCCCUCCAUCCAUCCCUCCUUCUCCGGUUUCCCACCUGUGAGGAUUAAUUGGACUGGAGCAGCAUGGCGCACGCCGCCUCGCAGCUGAAGAAAAAGGCGGAUGAGAACCUCAACGCUGCGGAGGACGAGAAGGAGAAGAAGAAGACGGCGAGGAAGCGUUCGCGCGAAGUGAAGAAAAAGACGGAUGUAAAUGCCUGUUACCUGCGAUCAGCUCGGGCCGGGAACCUAGAGAAAGCUUUGGACUACCUGAAGAAUGGAGUCGACAUCAAUAUUUGUAACCAGAACGGACUAAAUGCUCUCCAUCUGGCCUCCAAGGAGGGCCAUGUGGAGGUGGUGGCUGAGCUCAUCAAGCACGGCGCCAACGUGGACGCAGCGACUAAGAAAGGAAACACAGCCCUCCACAUAGCUUCCCUCGCUGGGCAGACAGAGGUGGUGAAGGAACUGGUCACUCACAACGCCAACGUCAACGCACAGUCUCAGAAUGGCUUCACUCCGCUCUACAUGGCGGCGCAGGAGAACCACAUGGACGUGGUGCAGUUCCUACUGGACCAUGGCUCCAGUCAGAGCAUCGCCACCGAGGAUGGUUUCACUCCACUGGCGGUGGCUUUGCAGCAGGGACACGACCAGGUGGUUUCCCUCCUGCUGGAAAACGAUACCAAGGGGAAGGUCCGCCUGCCUGCACUGCACAUCGCCGCACGGAAAGACGACACCAAGGCCGCCGCGCUCCUCCUCCAGAAUGACCACAACGCCGACGUGGAGUCUAAGAUGAUGGUGAAUAGAACAACAGAGAGUGGUUUCACUCCCCUGCAUAUUGCGGCUCACUACGGCAACAUCAACGUAGCAACACUCCUGCUGAACAGAGGGGCAGCUGUGGACUUCAAGGCGAGGAAUGACAUCACACCGCUGCACGUAGCAUCCAAACGUGGGAACAGCAACAUGGUGCGACUGCUGCUGGAGAGAGGAGCCAAGAUAGAUGCACGGACCAAGGACGGUCUGACUCCUCUGCACUGUGGAGCGAGGAGCGGACAUGAGCAGGUGGUGGAGAUGCUGCUGGACAGAGGAGCUCCAAUACUGUCAAAGACAAAGAACGGUUUGUCUCCGCUCCACAUGGCGACGCAGGGCGACCAUCUCAACUGCGUCCAGCUGCUUCUGCACCACGAGGUGCCUGUGGACGAUGUGACCAACGACUACCUGACGGCGCUGCACGUGGCUGCACACUGUGGGCACUACAAGGUGGCGAAGGUGAUCGUGGACAAGAAGGCCAACCCCAACGCCAAGGCACUGAAUGGUUUCACUCCCCUGCACAUCGCCUGCAAGAAAAACAGAGUCAAGGUGAUGGAGCUGCUUCUGAAGCAUGGAGCGUCGAUACAGGCGGUCACUGAGUCCGGUCUGACUCCGAUCCAUGUUGCAGCAUUUAUGGGACACGACAACAUCGUGCACCAGCUGAUCAGCCACGGGGCUUCCCCCAACACGAGCAAUGUGAGAGGGGAGACGGCGCUCCACAUGGCAGCGAGAGCCGGACAGUCAAACGUGGUCCGAUAUCUGAUCCAGAACGGAGCACGAGUCGAUGCCAAGGCCAAGGACGACCAGACUCCGCUGCACAUCUCAAGCCGUCUCGGAAAGCAGGACAUCGUCCAGCAGCUGCUGGCAAACGGAGCGUGCCCGGACGCCACGACCAGCUCUGGAUACACACCUUUACACCUGGCUGCCAGGGAGGGACACCGAGACGUGGCCUCGGCGCUGCUGGAGCACGGAGCCAGUCUGGGCAUCAUCACCAAGAAGGGCUUCACUCCUCUGCACGUGGCUGCAAAGUACGGGAAGAUCGAGGUCGCCAACCUGCUGCUGCAGAAGAACGCUCCGGCCGACGCUGCGGGGAAGAGUGGACUAACUCCACUGCAUGUGGCGGCGCACUAUGAUAACCAGAAGGUGGCGCUGCUCUUGCUCAACCAGGGAGCUUCUCCGCAUGCAGCUGCGAAGAACGGUUAUACUCCGCUCCACAUCGCAGCUAAGAAGAACCAGAUGGAGAUCACCACCACGUUACUGGAGUACGGCGCCACCACCAACACGGUGACACGUCAGGGGAUCACGCCUCUGCAUCUGGCGGCACAGGAAGGCAACGUGGACAUAGUGACGCUGCUGCUGGCUCGAGACGCUCAGAUAAACACGGGCAAUAAGUCUGGUCUGACUCCGCUCCACCUGGCUGCUCAGGAGGAUAAAGUCAACGUUGCUGAGGUGUUAGUCAAUCAGGGAGCAACUAUAGACCCAGAGACCAAGCUGGGAUACACUCCUCUCCAUGUGGCCUGUCACUAUGGCAAUGUGAAGAUGGUCAAUUUCCUGCUGAAAAACCAGGCGAGGGUCAACGCCAAGACCAAGAACGGUUACACUCCUCUCCAUCAGGCUGCGCAGCAGGGACACACACACAUCAUCAACUUGCUGCUACAUCACGGAGCAUCGCCUAACGAACUCACAGCUAAUGGGAACAGCGCUCUGUCCAUCGCCAGGAGGCUCGGCUACAUCUCUGUAGUUGACACACUCAAAGUGGUGACAGAGGAAACUCUGACGACUCAGACGGUGAUAGAGAAGCACAAGAUGAACGUCCCAGAGACCAUGAACGAGGUGCUGGACAUGUCCGACGACGAAGUCUGUAAAGCCAAUGUCCCCGAAAUGAUCACAGAGGACUAUAUAUCUGAUGUGGAAGAAGAGGUGGAUGUUGGAAACAUCUCCAUCAGCUAUUCCUGUGACGAUGCGAUGACGGGGGACACAGACAAAUAUCUGGCCCCCCAGGACCUGCGGGAGCUGGGGGACGACUCGCUCCCUCAGGAGGGCUACAUGGGCUUCAGCGUCGGUGCGCGGUCACAGAGCCUCCGUUCCUUCAGUUCUGAUAGGUCCAACACGCUGAACCGGAGCUCGUUCACGCGGGACAGCAUGAUGAUCGAAGAGAUGCUGGCGCCCAAUAAGGAAGUGAUGCUCUGUAAGGAAAGGUCUUUCAUUGUAGAGCAUCACAAUAAGCAUUUGGCCGUGGCUAAGGACUUUGACAACGACUCUCUGAGGAGGUACAGCUGGACUGCAGACGCACUGGAUAAUGUCAACCUAGUCUCUUCACCAAUACACUCCGGUUUUUCCUCUCCGCUCCCGCAGUACGACAGCAGGUUCCUGGUCAGCUUUAUGGUCGACGCCCGGGGCGGCUCCAUGAGAGGAAGUCGUCACAAUGGCAUGCGCAUCAUCAUCCCACCGAGAAAGUGCACAGCGCCCACCAGGAUCACCUGUCGACUGGUCAAGAGACACAAACUGGCGUCGCCUCCUCCGAUGGUGGAAGGAGAAGGCCUGGCCAGCCGACUGGUUGAGGUCGGUCCGGCCGGAGCUCAGUUCCUCGGGCCUGUGAUAGUAGAGAUCCCUCACUUUGGCUCGAUGCGGGGCCAGGAGAGAGAGCUGAUCAUGCUGCGCAGCGAGAACGGAGAAACCUGGAAGGAGCAUCUGUACGACUACAAGACAGACGACCUCAAUCAGCUCCUCAGUGGGAUGGAUGAAGAGCUGGACAGUCCUGAGGAGCUGGAGAGAAAGAGAAUCUGCCGCAUCAUCACCAAGGACUUCCCACAGUACUUUGCGGUCGUGUCUCGAAUCAGGCAGGAGACCAAUCAAAUGGGACCAGAAGGCGGGACUCUGAACAGCCGGAGCGUCCCAUUGGUUCAAGCUUCCUUCCCCGAGGGGGCGUUAACAAAGAAAAUCAAAGUUGGACUGCAGGCUCAGCCUGUGCCUGACGAGACUGUGAAGAAAAUCCUCGGCAACCGAGCAACCUUCAGCCCCAUCGUUACCGUGGAGCCCAGAAGAAGGAAGUUUCACAAGCCCAUCACCAUGACAAUCCCAGUCCCGCCACUCUCAGGGGAGGGGCUCAGCAACGGCUACAAGGGAGACCCUACUCCAUGUCUCCGCCUUCUCUGCAGCAUCACAGGUGGAACAUCCCCAGCACAGUGGGAAGACAUCACCGGCACGACUCCUCUCACCUUCGUCAAUGACUGUGUCUCCUUCACCACUAAUGUCUCUGCCAGGUUCUGGUUAGCAGACUGCCACCAGAUCCCAGAGACGGUGGGUUUGGCCAUGCAGCUGUACAGGGAGCUGAUCUGUGUGCCCUACAUGGCCAAGUUUGUGGUAUUUGCUAAGAUGAAUGACCCAGUGGAGUCCAGACUGAGGUGCUUCUGUAUGACGGACGACAAGGUGGAUAAGACCCUGGAGCAGCAGGAGAACUUCGAGGAGGUGGCCAGGAGCAAAGACAUAGAGGUUCUGGAGGGCAGGCCCAUCUAUGUGGAUUGCUAUGGAAACUUGGCGCCUCUGACUAAAGGUGGUCAGCAGUUAGUUCUUAACUUCUACGCCUUCAAGGAGAACCGUUUGCCCUUCUGUGUCAAGGUGAGAGAUCCCAGCCAGGAGCCCUGCGGUCGUCUUACGUUCCUCAAAGAGUGUAAGACCAUUAAAGGCCUUCCACAAACUGCUGUGUGCAACCUGAACAUCACUCUUCCUGCGGUGAAAAAGGAAAUGGAGUCAGAUGCCGAGGAUGAGACUGAAAAGCCAGAGCGACGUCAUACCUUUGCAUCCCUAGCCUUACGUAAGCGCUACAGCUAUCUGGCCGAGCCUGCACUGAGCCCUCAGAGUCCCUGUGAGAGAACAGACCUCCGCAUGGCAAUAGUAGCCGACCACCUUGGACUCAGCUGGACUGAGCUGGCCAGGGAGCUGGAUUUCUCUGUGGAAGAGAUCAACUUCAUCAGAGUGGAGAACCCCAAUUCCCUGACAGCACAGAGCUUCAUGCUCCUAAAGAAAUGGGUGCACAGGGACGGUAAAAAUGCCACAACGGAUGCUUUAACUGCGGUGCUGACUAAGAUCAAUCGGUUGGAUAUUGUGACUUUGCUGGAAGGGCCCAUAUUUGACUACGGUAACAUUUCAGGCACACGCUGCUUUGCCGAUGAUAACGCAGUAUUCCCGGAUCAGUCCGAUGGAUACCACAAUAUAGAUCUGGAGCUGCAAACCCCCUCAGACCUGAACUACGAGCCCCCCACCCCGCUGCGCUCAGACGACUUCUUUAGCGAGGGCGAUGCUAGCGCAGAAUCCCCUAGCAAGACCACGCUUACUAGACCUAGCGACCUCUCUCUCACUCAGACCACCAGUACCUCCAGCAGCGAGCCCAUCACUGUCGCCCCAGGCCCCACAUCCAAUGCCAUGCAGCCCCCCAUCGUCGGGGCCGAAGACACAGCUUUGACUGCCGGAGAAAGAGCAAAGGAAGAAAAGACAGGGCUGGUUUAUUAUGAGAGGCCGGAUAAUGACAGAAGGGCAGUAUCAGGAAAGGGAACAGACGGGCAUGCUGAGGCUGUAGAGAAGGAACUGAAGGCAGGGCAAGGCGUUGUUUUGGAGCGUCAGGGAGAGACAGCUGCCUCAGAUGCUGGUCAUGGAAAUGGAAAGCAGGAAGAAGAAGAGGAGGAGAUGACCCCGGAGAGGCUGCAGAGUCUGCUGGAGGAUAUAAAGCAGGAGGGAGGCUUGGAGGAUGAGGAGAUGACAGAGGAGCGGAUGAACGCUAUCCUCGAACAACUGCAGCAAGCAGAAAAAGACGUGUGUUCAGUUCCAGGCUGGAGAAGUGAGACGUCUGGCGCAAGCGUAGACUCGGCAGCCCCUGGCCAAAGCUCCGGCAUCAAGGAGGGCAGCCCCGACAGUCUGGUUGAUUCAUUGGAGCAGCCCCCGCCUCAGAGUGACAAACAGAACGGAGCUCACAUCGACACAGCCAGGGAAGAAAGGGAAAGUGAGGCCAAGAGGAAGGGAUCUCAGGAGGACAGCAGCACAGCAGGACCAAGCAGAGGUCAGGAGGAGGGAGGUGACAGGUCCCAGCACAAAGUCCAGGGAGAGGAGGCCAAAAACAUUCCUGGAGAGUCUGUGACGGAGGAGCAGUUCACAGAUGAAGACGGGAAUCUGGUCACCAGAAAAGUGAUCAGAAAAGUGGUGCGCCGUGUGUACAACACGGACGAAAGGAGGGAGAGUGAAGGCGACACUCUAACAGAAGAAGCUGGUGUUGGUGCUGGUGCUGGUGCUGGUGUUGGUGCUGGUGCUGGUGCUGGUGUUGGUGCUGGUGCUGGCGGUAGUGGUGUAGCGACAGCAGGAGCCACAGGGGGGAAGGGCAAGAAGAGGGGGAAGCGCUCCCGACAGGGUCAAAAGGCUGAGAAGUCUGGAGGAAAAUCUGAGCCUGGAGACAGUGCCAACAAGAAACAAGGGAAGAAGAGUCAAUCAUAACAGUAGAGCUCUCAAUUAAACCAGGUCCACUGACGUCCACCUGCGACACCACACACAUUCUGGGAGGAAAAACAAGACUGGAAGCCUCGUCAAUCGGCCAAAAUGUGUCUGAAGCUUUCACUUGCAACGCAUGGUUUUUUCAGCAAGACGACGCAAAACAAGUUACUUUUCUUUGAUUUCGCAUGAGCAUGUCACCAAAACUCACUCACUGUCGGAAGUAACACCGAAAGGACACGCAUGGACGUGAGCUGGAGCUUUCUCAUCUUCGAUGAAGGAAAGGCGCCUGUGACCAAAGAUGGCACAAACAAGGAAAACUAAACGCUGACAGAUGAAGAAGACGUGUGAUUCACUCUCUCUCAGACACUCGCCUUAUAUGGUCUAUUUUUUCCUCCUGGACCCACAGUAUUGGGGUGUACCAUGUGGUUCUUUUUUAAAAAAUGAAAUAUAAUAGUAAAUGGGUGAUUUUUGUUGUAUAUAAAUGACACUGUAUAAAAUACAAAAAAAAAAAAAAAAUCAGUAGCUUCACAGAUUGUUUAUGCACUGAUUUGAGUUGAAGCUUUGCAGAGUCGGUGCAUUUGUAUUGAGAGGUCGACACUGUUUGAGCAGCCUUGAGUGUGCGACCUGACAUGCUCUUCCCAAAUGAAUAUAUCAAAAGAAACAAAAAAAGCUGUAUGUAAAUGAGAAACGAAUGGAAGAAAAAAAUAACUGCUUGAUUUUAAACAAAGGACGUUUCUUUAAAGCCAACAGCUACUUCCGCUCUGUCUGUGGAACAUUAUUUGUCUUCAGAGAAAUAAUAUUUUGCUGCAUGUGACGUCACUUUAUUUUUAAUGCUUUCCUUUUUAUUUUCCUCCUAAUUCAAAAGCACUGUAAUACAAUUAGAGAGAUGGUACUUCUGUCUUCGUGAGCACUCAUAAUAACCCAACCAUCUGUCAUCUAUAACUGUUUUUAUUUUAUUUUGUACGAACCUGAAAACACACACACACACUCCAGAUAGCAAAGCUUCAGGGAGGUACUGACGGUGUCCCCGAAUGUAACCCGCAGACCGGCACAUUGUGUUUUCUCCUAACUGCUAGCAGCCCCGUGUGUGUGAAACAUUAAAUACAAAUGUCUAUCUGUAAGCCCAUCAUGCAUACUAGAAGUGUAAGUUAAAGCUUUCAGGUCUGCUGUGAUUUUAAAAAGGGGACUUUUAUUUUGACGGUUUGAUGACUUUUAUUUAACAGGUUGUAUUUACAUGAGGACAGAGAAGCUCAUUUUUAGCCCCAUUAUCCAAAUACAAUUCUUUUUAUUAACAGCUAAAUCACAGUAUUGAUCACACAAAGUUAAAAAUCUGAUCUUCUGUUCGUGUGUAAUUUUAUUUUUUCUGUCUGUCUUUUUUUUUUUUCUUUUUUCGUACAAAACCACCCUGAGCAUCCAUUGUUGAUGAUAAAUCUGGUACCAACAUGUAUGACGAACCAACAUAGCCUACACUGGAUGAUCCAAGUAAUUAUUUAAGCAGAAAAAUAAAUUGUGUUAAAACUGAAA
Messenger RNA from Epinephelus moara (kelp grouper), 8365 nucleotides. RefSeq names its product ankyrin-3-like. Gene Ontology annotation, molecular function: protein binding. NCBI's taxonomy places the organism in Eukaryota, Metazoa, Chordata, Actinopteri, Perciformes, Serranidae. Gene Ontology annotation, cellular component: T-tubule. The record is from RefSeq and is a predicted model, not a curated record. The coding region runs from base 644 to 6844 and encodes 2066 amino acids. Gene Ontology annotation, biological process: signal transduction; regulation of cardiac muscle contraction; protein localization to T-tubule. The transcript is spliced from 49 exons.